AUUCACAGAAUUUGCGAAGUAAAAAGGAGGUGGUUGGGGAAACAUUUGAGGAAGAAAAUCAUCUCAAAAUAAGAAAUGAAAAUUUUGAAAAUUCCACUACUGAUUGAAUUUUGAAACAAAUAAUUACAAUGGCUCGGGUCAGGAAUUGGUGCUCGAGAUCCAGACAUUCAAUUUUUAUCUGGUUCGUCUGCGCUCUUACCUUCUGUACUCUCUUCAAUAUGACCCUUCGUAAUUCUUCAGAGUGGUCUAUCUCGAAUUCUGAGAAGAGAUUGAGAUUGUAUGAUAAGAUGGAGAGGGAUUUGGAGGAACAUGGAGCCAGUUUCCUUAAACAUGGAGAAACUUCUCAAUCACUGGCCCUGUCAGAUCUGUUCACUCUCAAGGAUGGGAUUGUCACUCCUGUGCUGAAGGCUGCAAACCCCUCUGUACGAGCAAAUGUUUUGCACCUGAGCACAGAUUAUUCUGUUCCUAUAGCGGUGGCUGUUAGGUCUAUGUUCUCACCAUACUUUGAAAGAGCAAUUUGGUUUCAGAACUCCAGUAUAUACCACUGUAGCAUGUUUCAUGCCUCACACCAUGUUGCACCGGUCCCUGCCUCAGAAGCAGAGAUUGAAGCUGAAGCAGAUUCUGUUGAAGCAGUUGCAAAGGCCAGCUGUCCAUUAGAUGUUGUUCUAGACAGGGUGGUUCUCACCUCAACUGGUGUACUUAUUGGCUGCUGGCAGGUUGUCUCUGGUACCGAUCCUGUAACUAUACGUGAGAAGCUGAGAAGUGCUCUUCCCCAUGCACCAGAGAAGCAAUUUUACGAUGCUGCUAUUCUUCACACAUCAUUUGCAAGGCUUUUGGGUCCUCCUACUAAUUUGCCUGAGGAAGCAAAAAAUCUCUCUGUGCUCGAAUUUUUCCAUGAGCUUGUAACUAGAUUAAACAGCCAAAUUCGUGGAUUUAAGCUUUUUAGGCGACAAUCACUGAGCUCUGGUAUGUAGAAGAGCAUGAUUUGCUGGCGCUUGCGCUUGAUGGAAGUAUGACGAUUCGCAAGUUUAAACUAGGUUGUUCAAAAGCCUGAUGGUAUUUGCGUUUCAACAAGCAGGAGUUUUCCCCCCGACAGAUAUGCAUCCUCGUUAUCUCUACAAUUAUGUCGUACUGAGAUUAUAGUUUGCGUGUGCAUAUAUAUGUAUGUAUAUACUGCUACACCAAUAACCAGUUCUGAAGCACAUAUGGAGUUAUGCAUAUCAAGAUUGAAGCUCAUGAAAGCUUGAAGCAAUGGAAUUGAAUGUUCCAGGUGGUAAUUUGUGCAAAAAUACUGUGUUUUUAGAGCUCAAUCCGGAACUCGUGAAGGGCUACAUGCCUACAUAUAUCAUAUAUGCUGAGAAAAAACUUUCAUGGGAUAUAAUUUUGUUCCACUCACUUCCACCAUUGUAAAAAAGUAUGUUAUUAAAAUGUUUUUCAAAAAAA
Molecule: messenger RNA, 1443 nt
Organism: Ipomoea triloba (trilobed morning glory)
Lineage: Eukaryota; Viridiplantae; Streptophyta; Magnoliopsida; Solanales; Convolvulaceae
Exons: 10
Coding region: 129-974 (281 amino acids)
Source: RefSeq, a predicted model, not a curated record